Messenger RNA from Suhomyces tanzawaensis NRRL Y-17324, 1017 nucleotides. Its product is annotated as SDR family oxidoreductase. The record is from RefSeq and is a predicted model, not a curated record. The coding region runs from base 1 to 1017 and encodes 338 amino acids. Gene Ontology annotation, molecular function: oxidoreductase activity, acting on the CH-OH group of donors, NAD or NADP as acceptor. Lineage: Eukaryota; Fungi; Ascomycota; Pichiomycetes; Serinales; Debaryomycetaceae. The transcript has a single exon.
AUGUCUACUACUGUCUUCAUUUCAGGUGCUACUGGGUACAUUGCCCAACAUACUAUCAAGCAAUUUCUUGACCACGGCUACUCGGUCAUUGGCAGUGUGAGAUCACAUGCCAAGGGUGAGAAGUUGUUGAAGUCCUUCGACAACUCCCGCUUGAGCUACGUGGUUGUGGCCGAUAUCCAACAGGAAGGUGCCUUCGACCAAGCCUUGAAGGACCACCCUGAAAUCACCGGUUUCCUCCACACUGCAUCGCCAUUCCACUUCUCUACCGACGACCCAGAAAAGGAUCUCUUGAUCCCUGCCGUCAAGGGUACCACCAACGUGUUGAGGGCCAUUGCUGACCACGGAGCCAACAUCAAGAAGGUGCUUGUGACCUCCUCGUACGCUGCUAUGAUGACUUUUGGUGACGAAAUGAACCCAUCGUACGUCCGUGAUGAACUGUCAUGGAACGACCUCAAGUGGGACGACGCCAAGCAGAACGCCAUUGCUGGCUAUGUUGGCUCCAAGGCAUUUGCUGAGAAGGCUGCUUGGGAAUUCCUCGAAAUGGAGAAGCCAGGCUUCCAAUUGGCUACCCUCAACCCAGCAUACGUCUUUGGCCCACAACUCUUCGACGAAGAAGUCAAGGGUACCCUCAACACUUCGGCCGAGAUGAUCAACCAGAUCUUGAAGUUGACUUCCGCUGACGUUGUGCCCAAGGAGUCUGGUGCAUUCUUGGAUGUCAGAGAUGUCGCCAAGGCACAUCGUGUUGCUUUCGAAAAGGACGAGGCCAACCAACACAGAUUGUUGUUGCAAAAUGGAAGAUUCACUUCUCACGUUAUUCGUGACAUCAUUGCCAAAAGGUUCCCACAAUUGGAAGGCCGUCUUCCUCAAGGAGCUGCCGAGUCACUGGCUAAGAUUCUUAGCAGAUACUGCAAGUUGGACGAUUCCAAGACCCGUAAGGUCUUAGACUUCGACUACUUUACUUUGGAACAAAGUAUUUACGAUACUGUCAAGCAAAUCGCCGUUGCCAACAACUGGUGA